Amoebophrya sp. A25 is the source of this 4814-nucleotide messenger RNA. The record is from the annotation of a GenBank genome assembly. Lineage: Eukaryota; Dinophyceae; Syndiniales; Amoebophryaceae.
CCUUAGGAGACAGGCAGUUGUAAGGGCAACCUAUGCCUAGCUCUCCUUCUCCAUGAUGCUUGACCCUUUGAUACUAUCUAGAUCCAUGCUAGUAAGUAGUAGAAGACCAACAUGACUGGCGUACUCGAGUCUGUCGUGAUCGGCGGCGCCGCGUGGGGUGCGGUGGAGGCGUACCGGGACUCUAACGAGAAGAAGAAGCAACAACGCAGAUUGGUCUCUGAACUCUUCGCCAAGUUGUUCGGUCUCGAUUUUCAAUCCGUAGCUCCUGAUCGCACUACACACCUGAGGUCUCUGAAGUCUGGGUCCGAUGCCGAUGUAGCGGCAGCCUACCAUUUCCUGCAUCACUUCCAAGAGAAGAGGACGAAAACGAUCUUUCAAGACCUGUUUCAAGGAGAGGAAGCUCGUGGCGAUGUCUUGACUAUGGUCUCCGAGUACCUCAAAGCCUGGCUAAGCGCUUUGCCGAAGAGCAACGAGCUGCGGGCCUUCGCAACAGCGCAAAGCAUCCAGGAUGUGCGGAUGCAUCUAGAAUUUUCGAGACAAAUCUUGAUGCGGCCAAAGCUGUUUCGCACGACAGCGAAGGAGAAUGCGUUUGGAGUCGCAGUUGCUCACUUCGCCGACCACUUGGAGCGCUUUUACGAACGGGUGUCUUCAACGGAGCGGAAUGCGGGACACGUCAUUGAACAGAUACUUUAUGACCACCGCAACCAUCGUCCAUCAAGAUUUCGAUUAGACUAGCCUCAGGAGCAGCUCCUGUUUCAUCUUGCCGUUCUUGGUUGAGAAGAACUACUUUUCUGAGAUGCACACAUGACAUUAGAUGUGCGACUACUAGAAAUUGGUGUGUAAAUCUACUGACAACGCCUAGCUGCUUUCCUAUUCUGAGAGCUGUUCCAAACCGUCAACUUAACUUUGAGUGUCUCUAAUCUCCGACCCAAGGCAAAGAGCUCGUCCAGCAAGCGUUACCGGUAUUUCUUUUCGCGCUGUCUUGUGUGGUAAGUGGGGACUCGGAUUUGCCCUGCUUCGAUAGCGUCACAUUAGCCCAAGCCUUUGUGCGGGAUUGCAAAGCUGCAGCUAUGCUGAGGACGGGCGGCGAGCUGGGUGCUUCAGCGCAACAGCCUUCAGGUGGAAGUGCGGGACAUACAACUGCAACUUCUGCCCCUCGCACCACAACAUCCGUUGAGGACGACUAUGUCGGCACUACCUCUUCCGAAAAGGCCUCGAAAGAGAUGAAGAGCAGACGACGUAGAAACGCUCUAGCCUGGGACACACAUAUCGGGAAGUUGUUGUACCUGUUUUUGAGAACGAAGCAUUUUACCAAUUUGAUGGAUACGGCAGACGGCUUAGGACCUGUCCAGACACCAGAGGAAGCAGCGGCAAUGGCGAAAGUUGCGAAACUCAGAGGAGAAGAAAAUCUGGUACGUCUAGGUUUUUUAAAUUACAUUAACCUGCUUUGUGUGUAAUUUCCUCCUCUCACAUUUUAUUGAAUCCAUUCACUCAGAAGAAUGCAUAUUUUAUUUCAUAGCAGUAACUCGAGAUAUCUUUCCAGCCUUUCGAUAAACCUUUUACUACAGCAACUACUACUACCGUCUUCACACACUUCCCCAUUUCACAUACCGUAACAAACCGUAAGAUCUCUUCACACACCGUAAGAUCUCCAUUUCACAUACCCAAACAAUCACUAUUACAGCUAACACUCGGCGGCGCAGAUCGUACUGGGAUCGAGAUGGAACCUGCAUUCGAGAUUAUGACCGAGAAUACUCCUAGUACACUGGGAGAUCGGGGAGAGGCGACGGCCGCCGCCCGUGACCACGACAUGAUGAGAGAUGAGGAAUUCCCUUGCUACGUGGACGAAGCGGAUGUGAAUGGCGACUAUCUUCCAGGCUACAACUUUGAGCCCAGUGAGAUGGACCGCAAACGAGAAGAAUUUUUACGUAAACAGCAAGAGGAAGAAGAGGAAGAGGAGAAACUGCGUAGGAUGGGAGUUGGGGUGUUUACUUUGCCAGGUAACAACUUGACAAGUAGUGCUGCAGGAGGGGAUGGGAAUAUUAUGAUCAUUGACUGUCACUGUAUUGCAGGUACUAGUUCUAGAGAGUUGCUCAAUUUGAAUCGUAUUAUACAGGGUCGUGCAGGUAGCAUUCACCAUGAAUUACUCACAAUGAAUGCUCCUAGGCCUCUAAUAUAACUACCCCAAGAGCCGCCGAGUCCGCACAGGAGAAACUGAACCGGGAUACGCAAAAACACGAACAUUUCUUCCUUACUCCUCCGAAGAAGGAGACAUUUGAGAAGGGCAGUUUCGCCGACCACCUAGGCUUCACAACACGACAAUGGGAUGUGCAUCUAGAAUUCUCGGAAUCAGGUUUGUUACCGAAAUUUCGAGCUUUAGAUCCAGAAGCUACGUUGUCAAGAUCGGCACUGUUGGACUUUUUCCGAAAAAUCGACAACUUGGUCUAUUUUCUCAGCGUCUUGCAGAUCUACAAUCGACUCUCCUUACUCGGUGGCGAUCCGAUGAUUUGCUUUCUUUACGCGUCUAUUCAGCACUUGCUACAUGAAAUGGAAUUUCUGCUCACUGACGCCUACCGAUUAGCAGAACUCUUGGCGAAGAAGGCAAAGAGCACCUUGCAGGACCUGGCGAAGGAACCAGCUUCGCUGAGGGAGCACGACAUGCGGUACAUGAAUUUGUUGCAGCAUUUAGAUACCGAAGGUUUCAAGAGCAACCACAAGAAACUGUUUUCUCUGUUCACGGAGUUGCGGUCGUUAUCGGCGUCAGAGCGUGUUCCGCAGUUGAAGUUGAGCAUUCAGGCGAACUUAGAAGCUUUGGCUCAUACGGUGAGCAGCGACAAUUUUCAAACGCGGUGUGCUUUGCCUUUGGGCAACACGGUGUUGGAUAACGUGCUCAUGAACGCUACUUCUGGUGUGCAAGGGCUGUUGGAUAAUGCCGGUUCGGGGAGUGGAGGUAGCAUACUACAUCAAGCACAUAAUUCUGGAGGCGUCACAGGCAUGAUCACGUCCGGACGACCGCCGUUGUCUCUGACAUAUGGCGCUUUGUCAGGAGCAGGGGUGGGAAUGCAGCAGAACCAACAAACUGCGGUAACUGGUGGAGCAACUAGAGGUGGAGAUAUUGAUGUAACAACUCCGACAGCGAGGAACGCCUGCACGUCUUCAAGUACUUUCCGUACUAGAGGGGGUCACCAAACGACGAGCUCUAGCAGUGUCCCUGACAGAAAUGCUGGCACGCAUAUGUUGAAGACUGCAGCAGGAGAGGACUCAAGAAGCUCUUCAGCGCACGAACAUGAACAUCUCUCGACUACAGGAGAUCUCCCCAUCUCCCAGUGGGAUUCAGACGCUCUGGGAGACUUCUACUAUGGAGAACCAACAGUGGCUGAGGGCAUUGUGAAGGACCGCGUGAGUGUGUUGGAACAGCGUAUGGUCGACAAAUCUAACAGCUCAGUUGAUGGCAGUUCGACCGCAGUGACGCCUGCAGUAACGCCAAGUCCUAAGCACGUUGCAGCGCCUACUGGAGAACUGCAACAACGAGGUGGCACGAGUACUAGCUCUAGUACCGCUACGGCGAUGAACAUGAAUUACCAAUUUGGAGGAAGUAGUGGUAGCAAAAACAAGGGGUCAACAUCUGGGAUGUCUCCUGGUACGAAGAGUCACAAAGUACCAGGCGAAGAGACGAACCACACUUCCGAGGAUGCUAGAGACAAAUCACCGAAAACAACAUCAACAUCAAGCAAGUCUCCGAAAAAAAUGUCUAGGACAACUACGGAUGUAGGCGUUGCAAUUUCUCCGGAAGAUACUAAUAAUGCAACAAGUGUCGAUCGCAACAUAGGACAAAAAGAGGAACGAGAACGUCAACAGAACUCAUCAGCCUCGUCUAGUGCAUCCUCCUCCUCAGCUCAGAACGCUGCGCAAAACCUGGUAGAUGGUGCUAUGAACUACUUUUCCACGACGUUUGGCGCAGCAACUGGUGCUUCUUCAAACACCAGUGGUCUCUUACAUUCUACUUCUACGACUUCUAGUCUACUAGUAUCUACCCGUCGUGAGCGUCUGCUUCUCAAGUACGGAAACGCUUAUUCAGUGGAAUUGCCCUUUGUCAACGCACUGUGGUCACUACUAUCGGAACCAGCGUCGCAUGAACUUUUGAGUGCAUUGCAGGAGAAAGCUGAAGCUGCCGAUCCUGAGAAGAAAUUUCUUCUGGGGUACAACAUUAGCGAAUAUUUGUCUACCACAGCAGCCUCACCGGGUGCAGGGGCGCUAGGAGGAGGACAGAUUGGUGGUGUAAACGCUAACGGAGAAACAACAGGUGGUGCCAGUACUACAGGAGGUGCUUGUACAGGUGCUAGUUCUGGUUCAUCCUCUACUCUUGCUGCUUUUCAAUACGCUUUAGCAUCGGAACAUGGCGUCAUCACUGAAGCGAAUCGCUUUGAGGCAUUGCUUGGACGCACUGCUGUCGCGCCAAAAUACGCAAGAGCUGUGAAGGCAGUAGUAUUAACUCCUACUACUAGCACUGCUUCAGUCUCACUGGUGCAUUGGAACCAGUUUGUCCUAGCUUUGCGACUUCUCGGCCACUCGCAGGUGCUGCAACGUCGUGAGGAAGAAGGGGAUGAAUUCUUUGCCGAAGUGCCUCUAGCUACCGAUGAAGUGGACACGUAUUGCAGUUUCGCACCCAGCGAACUGGCAACCUUUACCGGUCUUUCCUGGGAUACUAGGAGAGAAAAACUCAAAAUUCUAGAACCACUCUAGAAGUCAGAGUUUGAGUUUGAGCAGCCUUUCACUUCUCCAGCAGAACCAACCUCUACCUCUCACAGUUUUUU